This is a messenger RNA of Anguilla anguilla (European eel), 2464 nucleotides long. It is a transcript of the gene hs3st3l, whose product is annotated as heparan sulfate (glucosamine) 3-O-sulfotransferase 3-like. NCBI's taxonomy places the organism in Eukaryota, Metazoa, Chordata, Actinopteri, Anguilliformes, Anguillidae. Bases 380 to 1465 code for a protein of 361 amino acids. The record is from RefSeq and is a predicted model, not a curated record. Gene Ontology annotation, molecular function: [heparan sulfate]-glucosamine 3-sulfotransferase activity. The transcript is spliced from 2 exons.
UGGCGGAUGAGCACACUUUCAUGAAUGAAUGAGCGGUUUCAGCACAGGAAUUCCCCGGAGACAACUGAAGAGGCCAGAGGCUGUCUCAGAAAUAUAACCAUCGCCUGGAUAUUAAACGCACCAUCUCUUCUCGCAGCACGAGAAAAGAGGUCCACGCGAAAGGAUAGCAUCUCGAAAUAUGAAACACCGUCAUAGAGAGAGUGGUUUCAUUGGUCAAUGUGAAUUAAGCUUCGCAGCGACUUUGUGGGACCUACUCUGCGCAGUAUGGCUUUGUUUCUGUCAUUGCAAAAUACUUCACGUACUCACCAUGUCUCACGGUCUUAAAGUUCAGGGAGUUGUGCUCUUAUUAGAAUGGCUACCUUUUGCUUGCACUUAAGGGAUGGCAAGUUUUCAUCACCCGCACCUGGACUUUCGGAGACUUCUACAGAAACUACUGGUCAUGUUCUCCAUUGGAAUCGUUUGCGUUUCUCUAUUUUACUUUCUUGCUGGCUGCUGUGAGUCUGAGGUGGUGGAAGAAGCUGACAUGAGGCAUUACAGUCACCUGUCCUUAGCGGGAUGGCAUCACGAAAAGAAUGGAUCACUUGACACGAACUUCAUAACCGUCCCAAACUUGGUAGCGGGGUCCCCUAGUGCUGAAGAAUCAAGUGCGCCAGGGUGGGAAGCGAAUGGUUUAGGGAAAGAUUGGACAGCGGUUCGGAGAUUGCCUCAAGCUCUUAUCAUAGGAGUUAAAAAAGGUGGAACACGAGCUCUGCUAGAAUUUCUGAGACUGCACCCUGAUAUCAGAGCUUUGGGGUCAGAGCCUCAUUUCUUCGACAGACAUUAUUCACGCGGGCUAAACUGGUACAGGAGCAUAAUGCCAAAGGCCUUGGAUGGACAGAUAGUUAUGGAAAAGACGCCUAGGUACUUCGUCACAGCUGAGACACCAGCUCGCAUUCACGCCAUGUCCAAGGAGAUCAAGCUGAUUGUGGUGGUCCGAGAUCCAAUUACCAGGGCCAUCUCAGACUACACUCAGAUUAUAUCCAAGACUCCCAACAUCCCCAGCUUUGAGAACCUUACCUUUAAGAACAGGACUACAGGGCAGAUAAACUCUCUCUGGAGCCCCAUCUGGAUAGGGAUGUAUGCUCAGCACCUGGAAAGGUGGCUGACCUACUUCCCACUGUCCCAGAUCCACUUUGUCCAUGGGGAGAGGUUGAUCAGCGAUCCAGCUGGAGAGCUGGGCCGAGUGCAGGACUUCCUUGGCCUGCAGAGGAUCAUAACAGACAAGCACUUCUACUUCAAUAAGACCAAAGGCUUCCCCUGCCUGAAGAAGCCAGAAGGAAGCAGCAAACCACAUUGCCUGGGAAAGACAAAAGGCAGGACACACCCUAAAAUUGACCCAGAGGUUAUUCGGAGGCUCCGGGACUUUUACCACCCCCAUAACCAGAAGUUCUAUCAAAUGGCUGGGCAGGAUUUUGGCUGGCACUGAAGUGACUCUGUUUUAUGAAAGAUGAAACACAUUUACUUUUCUCUCCUUCAAGAACAUCUCUUUAUAGAUAUUGUUCUCUUUGAGUUUGGUUAUCCUUUGGAACAAACUGGAAUAUGCUCAAUGCACGAGGAUGAUGAUGCAAACAAGGUUUUUUUUUUUCCAACAAAAAACAUGACUAAACUCACAUUAUUAUCACUUUGGGACUUAAUGAAGUAGUGAAAACUUGGGGAAGCCUGAUAAAUCAGGAAUAUUUACAAAAUAUGCACACAUUUUUUGCUGAGUGUAAAAAAAAAAAAAUAAAAAAAAAAAUACUAAUUUAACAAAUAUCCCAAUAAUUCUUCUGUUGUGGAAGUGAAUUGUGCACUGAGAGAUAUAGUAAGGUUUGAUGUAGGAAUUCUGGUGCUGGCACCAAAGCUGUUGAGACAUCAUUAACAAAUUGUGUACCUGUCCAAUGGAUUGCUCAGCUCCUGUCCCAUUGUGUGUGACAUUGUGUGGAGCAAGGUAUUUGCUCUGAUCACCCAAUUUUCUGCAGAAAUAACUUGCGCUAUUGAAAUGUUAAAAAAGUAUCUGUCCCAUAGGAGGGGCCUUUUUGCUUCUCUUGUCCAUUGUGUGUGACAAUAUGAGCAAGGUCCUUCUCCUGUGUUUCUGCAGAAAUUACUGUUACAGCCCCCAAAGUAAUGUUGAGGCUGAGUCUAUAGAGGUGUUGUAUAUCAGACAAAUACAUGUUUUUCCCUCCUGCAACUCAUGUAUAAAUAGAAAGCAAUGGCAGUUCACCAUUUUAUAUAUCAUUUAGCAAUUUAAUGCCUUAGAUAUUUCCUACCCAUUGCAUUAUUUUGUUUUGGUCAGCAUCUGUUCAGCAGUAUUGGAAUAAUCACUGUAAAUCAGCCAAAGAAAAAAUAAACAUAAUAGGGUAUGUCUUGUCUGCUGCUUUCCAAAAUAUCACUCGGUCAGGUCAACUCAAGUGCAGAAUUCAUAUUUGCAUUCAGAGGUUAUUUAGAA